UGGGACCGUAACCAAGCUCAUUCAUUGCAUCAUCAAGGUUAAUGAGAUCUUUGAUAUCUAUUGCAGGCUCAUACUCGAAACUUGCAGGAUCGGCGGCAGGAUCGAGGUUAACAAGAUGUCCCGUCCGUUUCGACGCGUUCAGAUGUGUUAUGAAGGAUCUUGAAAAGGUUGAUUUUCCAGCACCUGCAGGACCGGUGACGAGGACCGCGUAGCGCAUAAUUAUGCUCGUGGUGUAUAACCGAGGGGAGAGAGAAACGUUGCUUACAUAAGGAAGCGUUCCUCAGCAUGUCGAGACCUCCCAUCGACCCACCAAAGACGACUGCUGGUAUCGUGGUCGACCCUCAUACCCUAGACCGCGUUAUUCCAGAAUCUAAGCGUCCAGACGGAUCUGUUCGCAAACAGAUUAAAAUCCGACCAGGAUUCACUCCCCAGGAGGAUGUAAAGCGCUUUCGCGGUACCAAACAGACUCAGAUGGAUGUAAACGCACUUCCAAAGGGACACAUAGUUGGCUGGGUACCUUCCCCGAAUAAGGAAAGCGAAGCCAACAAACCCAUGAGCAAAAGUGCGAAGAAGAAUGCGAAAAGGAGGGAGAAGAAAGAAGAGAAGAGAAAUGUUGCCAUCAAGGAUAACUGGGAGGAUGAUGACGAUGACGAUGAAACAGAGAAGAAUAGGAAGAGCACCAGCGUUGCAGAGGCUUCUGAGCCCCUCCCACCUUCAGUCCCGACUCUGGAUCCGGACGCACUGGCGACCGAUUUGAAAGACCUCAAAGUGCAGUGA
Marasmius oreades (fairy-ring Marasmius) is the source of this 777-nucleotide messenger RNA. RefSeq lists its product as uncharacterized. Gene Ontology annotation, molecular function: RNA binding. Gene Ontology annotation, biological process: exon-exon junction complex disassembly. Lineage: Eukaryota; Fungi; Basidiomycota; Agaricomycetes; Agaricales; Marasmiaceae. The transcript has 2 exons. The record is from RefSeq and is a predicted model, not a curated record. Gene Ontology annotation, cellular component: exon-exon junction complex; cytoplasm. Bases 286 to 777 code for a protein of 163 amino acids.